Messenger RNA from Pongo pygmaeus (Bornean orangutan), 2022 nucleotides. RefSeq names its product keratin 72 (gene KRT72). Lineage: Eukaryota; Metazoa; Chordata; Mammalia; Primates; Hominidae. Gene Ontology annotation, molecular function: structural constituent of skin epidermis. Gene Ontology annotation, cellular component: keratin filament. Bases 41 to 1651 code for a protein of 536 amino acids. The transcript is spliced from 10 exons. Gene Ontology annotation, biological process: keratinization; intermediate filament organization. The record is from RefSeq and is a predicted model, not a curated record.
CUCCUGCCUCCCGCGCGGCCAGCACCGGUCCUUGCCAGCCAUGAGCCGCCAACUGACCCAUUUCUCCCGCGGGGAGCGCCUAGGCUUCAGCGGUUGCUCCGCGGUCCUCUCGGGCGGGAUCGGCAGCAGCUCCGCCUCAUUCCGGGCCGGGGUCAAGGGCUCGGCCUCCUUUGGCAGCAAGAGCCUCUUCUGCCUUGGGGGCAGCCGGCGCCUGGCGCUCAGCGCUGCGGCGGGGCGGGGCGGCGGCCGCCUGGGCGGCUUCGUGGGCACCGUCUUCGGCAGCUCCGGGCUGGGGCCCGCGUGUCCCUCCGUGUGCCCGCCCGGGGUCAUCCCUCAGGUCACCGUCAACAAGAGCCUCCUGGCUCCGCUCAACGUGGAGCUGGACCCCGAGAUCCAGAGAGUGCGCGCCCAGGAGCGGGAGCAGAUCAAGGCGCUGAACAACAAAUUCGCCUCCUUCAUCGACAAGGUGCGGUUCCUGGAGCAGCAGAAUCAGGUGCUGGAGACCAAGUGGAACCUCCUACAGCAGCUGGACUUGAACAACUGCAGGAAGAACCUGGAGCCCAUUUAUGAGGGCUACAUCAGCAACAUGCGGAAGCAGCUGGAGAUGCUGUCUGGGGACAGGGUGAGGCUGGACUUGGAGCUGAGGAACAUGCAGGAUUUGGUGGAGGACUACAAGAAGAGGUAUGAGGUGGAGAUUAACAGACGCACGGCUGCUGAGAAUGAGUUUGUGGUGCUCAAGAAGGACGUGGAUGCUGCUUACAUGAAUAAGGUUGAGCUCCAGGCCAAGGUGGACUCCUUGACAGAUGAGAUUAAAUUCUUCAAGUGCGUUUAUGAAGGGGAGAUCACUCAGAUCCAGUCCCACAUCAGUGACACAUCCGUUAUCCUGUCAAUGGACAACAACCGGGACCUAGACCUGGACAGCAUCAUUGCCGAGGUCCGUGCCCAGUAUGAGGAGAUUGCCCUGAAGAGUAAGGCUGAGGCUGAGACCCUGUACCAGACCAAGAUCCAGGAGCUGCAGGUCACAGCAGGCCAGCAUGGGGAUGACCUCAAGCUCACCAAGGCUGAAAUCUCUGAGCUCAACCGCCUGAUCCAGAGGAUCCGCUCAGAGAUAGGGAAUGUGAAGAAGCAGUGUGCCAACCUGGAGACAGCCAUCGCCGACGCUGAGCAGCGGGGGGACUGCGCCCUGAAAGACGCCCGGGCCAAGCUGGAUGAGCUGGAGGGCGCUCUGCACCAGGCCAAGGAGGAGCUGGCACGGAUGCUGCGUGAGUACCAGGAGCUCUUGAGCCUGAAGCUGGCCCUGGAUGUGGAGAUCGCCACCUACCGCAAGCUGCUAGAGAGCGAGGAGUGCAGGAUGUCUGGCGAAUAUCCAAAUUCUACCAGCAGCACCAGAUGGGCCCUGGGAAGUGCCUCUCUUCAUUUGGUCCUGCCCAUGGGGGAAAUUCACACACUAAUAGGAAAAGCCGUCAUCAGCAGCACCAAUGCUGGGGCAGGAGGGGCUGGCUUCGGCAUGGGCUUUGGCGCCUCAAGCAGUUAUAGCUACAAAACUGCAGCUGCAGACAUCAAGACCAAAGGCAGCUGUGGCAGUGAGCUCAAGGAUCCCCUUGCCAAAACCUCAGUGAGCAGCUGUGCCACCAAAAAGGCCUCCAGAUGAUGGACAAGUGGUUGGCUCUGUAAGCCGAAGGCUUCCCAACCCACCCAUCUCCUCCCUCUCCUUCCCUGGGCUCCGUUUCCAAGUCAAGAAAUGCUUUGUCUGUCACUACAGUCCCAAACCCAUUUCCUCUCCCUGCUGUCCUCAAGGUGUGAUGCUUCAAUGCAAGGAGUCCAGUCAGGAGCUCUCUCAGUGGCCUCCUUCUUGGUCCCGUUUCGUUGGGUCAUUGCCUGAAAUGCAAAGACAACACACUUACCCAGGAUGUUUCCCCAAGGCCAGCUACAAGCCCCUCUGCCCCCAUGCCUUUCUUGGGCCUUCACUGCCAAGGGACUCUCUUCAUCUUCUGAUUGGGAUUGUGUCUAGUUCUCUGCUUC